CUGAUAUAAAUACCACCAGCAUAACUUCAUUCAUUACACUUGUCAGCGGGUGAUUGACAAAAUGCGCGUCUUCGUUUUCUUGGCCCUUUGCUUCGCUGCCGUCGUAGCUGUCCCAUCCAAUCCCCAAAGGAUUGUGGGCGGUUCGGUGACCACCAUUGAUCGGUACCCUACCAUCGCCUCUCUGUUGUACUCAUGGAACUUAAGUCAAUACUGGCAGGCAUGCGGUGGUACCAUCUUGAACAACCGUGCUAUCCUUACCGCUGCUCACUGCACUCAUGGUGACGCGGUCAACAGAUGGAGAAUCCGUUUAGGUUCUACUUGGGCCAACAGUGGAGGUGUUGUUCACAACGUCAACGCUAACAUCGUCCACGGUUCAUACAACUCCAGAACUUUGGACAACGACAUCGCUAUCCUCCGCUCCGCCUCCUCCUUCUCCUUUAACAACAAUGUCCGCGCUGCCUCCAUUGCUGGUGCCAACUACAACGUCGCUGACAACCAGGCUGUCUGGGCUGCUGGUUGGGGAACUACCUCUUCUGGUGCCAGCUCCGGCUCCGAGCAGCUCCGCCACGUGCAGCUGCAGAUCAUCAACCAGAACACUUGCAGAAACAACUACGCUACCCGCGGAAUCACUAUCACUGCCAACAUGUUGUGUUCUGGCUGGCCCUCUGGUGGUCGUGACCAGUGCCAGGGUGACUCUGGUGGUCCUUUGUACCACAACAACGUCGUUGUUGGUGUCUGCUCUUUCGGUAUUGGAUGUGGUCAGGCUAACUUCCCUGGUGUCAACGCUCGCGUGUCCCGCUACGCAUCUUGGAUCUCCUCCAACUCAUAAAAAGGCAUUUUUACUCAGUUUACUAAGAAAAUUAAUGUUUUUAAUUAAGUAAACUGGAGCAGUGUCCUCUUGUGUUCUAUUUUACUUUUCAAUAAACGUUUGUUGCCAU
Messenger RNA from Spodoptera exigua (beet armyworm), 938 nucleotides. NCBI's taxonomy places the organism in Eukaryota, Metazoa, Arthropoda, Insecta, Lepidoptera, Noctuidae. The record is from the annotation of a GenBank genome assembly.